AGUUUAUAGAGAGGCAGGUUGCAGAUUCCAGUUUGAACCAGAGAGCGAACCAGAGAGGGCGUGUCUCCACUCAAAGUGGCAGGGGGAAGGGACAGGUGUGAAUGUUUUCAUAGUAGGAGGCUUGUCACUCGCCCUAUUGCAUUCCAGUCUGCAUCUCUUCAUACCAUAAACCAAACCACUGGCAGAUGCAGCUCGCUCUCACAUGGUGACCAGUCCGCGACUCUGGAUAAAACUAGAUUUUGUACAGAUUGUAAUUCCUGGAUUGCUUUGACCGUGUGGAUAUGAGAGGCACAGAGGAGGUAGUGCUGAGCAGAAUGGAACCCAAGAUGCAGUUUUCACACAGCAGGUUAAAUCGUUUCAAGCUCGGGCUAAAUCAUGACAUGAGGGGGAAAAAGCGCACGAAGAAGACAAGCAGCAAAAAAAAAGCCAGAGAUCCCAGCCCCACCGAGAUGAGCGUGGAGCCCUGGGCCAGCCCGCAGGACCAGGCAGCCGCUGAGCACACUGGCAGCAAAAACUCACCAGCAGCACAAGAGCAGGAACAGCCGGAUAAAUUGUGCCUGGAAUCGUUCUGGAGCGAGGUUGAGACCAUCCGACAGGGGUGUGGCGAGGCGGAUCUCGACCCCACCAGGAGAGACUCCAGACAGUCAGAAGAGGGGGAACAGGAGGAGCAGUGGCUGGCCGAUGCUGGCUUAUCGACCCUUAUCAGCGAGGACAGUGAGGAUGUAGACAAGGCCGUGCUGCUCUCCACUCUGACCCGGACGCAGGCAGAAGCUGUUCAGCGUCGCCUGGAUUCCUACACCUUAUCCCGCCGCAAAAAGAACAAGCUGCCGCCCAGAGACGUUCGGGACAUCUUCAGCUCCCCCAUUGCUCAGGCACUGCUGCCAGAGUCUCAGAACAGCAAAGACCUUCCUCAGAAAAGUAUGGCAUCAGUUGCCAAAAUGCCUUUCUCAGCAGUGACACCAGAGCAUCAGCGGGCUGCCCCUAAGGAGGAAUUCCUCAUCACUGACAUUGCUUACUGUGAACAAGCCGUGAUUUUCAUCAAACAGGCCAAUUUUCCACUGAACAACAUCCCAUACAGGAAAGAAGACGGCACACUGCCUCGGGUGAUCUGUCCUAAGUGCCGCCUUGGAGUAACUCGUAUUCAAGAUCUCUCCCACGCUGACAUGAAGAAGGUUCGUCAGUUGGCUCUUAUCGACAUGACGGCGCUCUGCGACCUUUUGGAACUAGAGGUUAAAAGGCACAAAACUGGAAAAAGGAAAAUCGCAGAGAGCACACUGUUUGGGGUACCGCUGGCCACGCUGCUGGAAACUGAUCAGAAAAUUAGACCAAACACCUCAAUUCCUCUCUUCCUGCACACGCUGCUGUCGUUUCUGGAAAAGAAAGGAGUCGAUUCAGAGGGGAUCCUGCGGGUUCCAGGAUCUCAAUCUAGGAUAAAGCUGCUACAGCAGAAUCUGGAGGCCAAUUUUUACAAAAGCCGUUUCGUUUGGGAUGAAGUGAGUCCAAAUGAUGCUGCUGCCCUCUUGAAGAAGUUCAUCCGAGAGCUUCCUGACCCGCUGCUCACUGCAGAAUACCUCAACACCUUCAGCGCCGUCAGAGACAUCACAGAACUGAGGCAGAAACUGCACAUGUUGAACCUGCUCAUCCUGCUGCUCCCUGAGCCCAACAGGAGCACACUGAAGGCCCUGCUGGAGUUCCUCAGUAAGGUGGUCAACAGAGAGAAGAAGAACAGGAUGAACCUGUGGGCCGUGGCCACCAUCAUGGCUCCCAACCUCUUCCUCCAUAAGGCCGUCCCGAGCCGACUGACAGAUGGGGCAGAGAAAGGACAGGCGGAGAAAGCAGCUGAUGUGAUGAGGCUUCUCAUCCGUUACCAAGACCUCCUCUGGACAGUCCCUAACUUCCUCAUGAGCCAAGUACGUCGGCUAAAUGAGAACAGCAACCGUCGCUAUCAGUUCAAGAACCUGCUGAGAAAGAUUCAGCCGGACAGCAGAGAAAAACCAGAGAAAAACUCAGAGCCACGUCGUACUAUAAAGAUCCAGGUGGGAGAUCUGGUGAACGGCACGAUGGAGUUCCAACUCAACAUUAACUGCAGAACCUCGGACCUGCUCGCCCAGUUUUACCGCCAGUUCCUCCGCAGCCCAGAAAAUGGAAAGGGGAAAAUGCGCAGAAACGGCUCAGUGGGAUACCCAGACUGCGCCCUGUAUGAAGUAGGAGGGAAUAUUGGAGAGCACUGUUUGGACAUCGACACGCAUCUCCUGGAUCUAUACAACAGUAACCCUGGAGGAGAAUGGGUCAUCAAAACGAAACCCAACGGAGGCAGAGGGCAGUGACACGGAGCCUGCUGGACAACUGAUGGACAGAUCGAGGAACAGAUUUCAGAGGAGAGAUGAAGACCUCUUCUUAAAAGCUCCUCACAGCUCCUGUUCUUCCUCUGAGCAACAAGCAGGAAGGGGGACAGAUGGAGCCGACAGAAGCAUUUCUCUGCCUGGAGCAGAGUUGAGAAAUUCUGAUCAGUGCUUUUUGUUUCCAUCUCUGCCUUUCACUUCACUGUGUUCCGUCUUCUCCUCCUCCUUCCUCUCUUUGGAUGAUCAUUUCAUUGGUUGCUGCACCCCUGCAAGCAAAGAGCUGCUAACAUGACUCAUUACUUCAAGCGGAGAACCUGCUGCACAGAAAACAAAACGGAACAGCAAAGAGACAGAGGGAGCAGCCGGACAGUUGGCGGUGACGUGUUUUCUCCGAAGCUGUCGUCUCCAGCUACAAUCGAACAGAUGGGGAUGCAGAGAACCUCUGGCUAUCCUGAGCCCUCCAUUCGCCUCAACUUCACCUCAUGCCAGCUUCUGCUCCACAUACACGUUUUUGUGGCUUUACUCCAAAGGAAAUACAAGGAUAUAGGGGUUUUAUGUAUAUAUUUUAAACAACUACCCAAGAUGUGUUAGUAUUUAGUUUAGGUGAAUAUUUUAAAGAAAAGCAGAACAAAAAAAACAAAAACAUAAUGCCUUUAUUACUAGAGAUGCACCAAUAUUUAAGUCUGAGAUCUAAAUCUGAGAAUUUUUUUUUCAGUCAGCUAUUAUUGAAGGGGAGCUAUUAUUUCCCCUCCAUUUCAUUUAAUGCAUAAAACUAAGAACUUCUCCUAUUUUUCAUCUGUGAAUGUGUUAAUCAACAGCAAAACUGUUCAUGUUCCUUUUUGAGUUUAUAGAAUGAAAAUCAUACAUGGAAGAGGAGACAUGUUUUUAUGCUUAAAUGAAGAUGAUCUUGUCAUUCCUUCAUUUUGUCAGUUUCAGUGUCUCUGUAAAAGAACCUGCCACACAUUUUUCUCUUUAAUGUGAUAUAUGGAAAUACAAUAUUGAAAAUGUUUCAAAUUGAAAUCGGUAGAUCAGAUAUUAGAGAAAAAAAUUUAACCCUCUCCAGGCAGGUGUUGCAGAUUUGCAACAACUUAGCCAGUCUUUGCAAGUAAUUUGAGCCUGAGAGGUUUAAAUUGGUUUUGGCCAGGAAAAGUCUGACUGGUAUUAACUGACUUUAUUGUUCUGCUCCUGCAAAAAGGCAAUAAUAAUUCAGAACAUGUCAGAGACAGUAUUGCCUGUCGUUGUUCAUGAUUUAGAAACAGAAAACCCCUGUGUCUUUAUUUCCUCAUGCCAAGCAGAAUGAGAAAAUGCUAAAGAUGGAGGGCAGAAGAAGAAAACUAUGAAAUGCUCUUAAGAAUCAUCCAGAUCAAUUAGUUAAUUAGCCUCAUCGAUCACUUGUGUUUCUCGGCUCCUUUUUUGAUCUGUGGCAUUCAAAGAGAGGAACUGACUGAACUGUCACCUUUUAUGCAUGAAGCUGGCUCAGCUUUGGACCUGAAAAUGAUUUUGCCUCGUCGAUGUGUUUGGUGACAAAUUUUGCACCUCAAAAGGGAGUUAAGGACACACUGAAGCUGGUCUUCAUUUGUCAUUUCUAGCUACAUGAAUGAAGGAAAAUGGUGCCGAAGUGACUCUUAAGGCACACUGACACUAUUACUACUAUUAUUAUUAUUAUUAUUAAUAUUUAUAUGAUUGUAAUACAGUUGUUGCUUCAUUGUGAGUAUUGUGUUAGAUAGACAUACUUGAGGAAAGCUGGCCCAGACUCAGUGUGGGAUCUGUCAUACUUUUGAAACCAAUCUCUUUAAAGCUGUAAUUUGAAUGCUGUUUGUGUAAAUAUGCACACUGUGCCGUGAUGAGAAGCAGGACUGUUGCUUCUUGAAGCUUUUCCAAACACACACAAGCAGCAGAUGAAUGUUUUAACAUUUUGUGCCGAUCGUCAGAAGGUAAUUGUUAUUGCAGCCGGAGCCAUGUUGUGGCUCCGCGGCCAUUUUGUAUGGGGGGAGUGUCUCUCAGGCUGCACUCGAUAAACGUGGUGGUGACAGCGGGCCUCUGCACCAAAAUCCAUCAACGCCCUCUGCUCCAUCUCUGUCAGCUCCCCAUAAUGGACCAUAAUGACGGCAUCAGAAACGCACGGAGGAAUCGCAUCUCUCUGAUAAAGCAGAGGGUAAUAAAUGGGUGUUAUAAAUUCUUCCCCCAACAUAGACUCAACGACAGCACUCUGUUUGUGUGUGUAUACAUGUGUGUGUGAUGGGCUUCAUUUCACAUGUCCAACGGACCAGUCGCUGGUUCCGCCCAGGCACAGUUUGUCGCUUCGGCACAAAGCGAACUGAUGGGACGGCCUUCUGCUGAACGGCAUGGACAAACCACAAAGUGGUGUCACCUCUUCUCAGAACAGGAAACUCUUUUUGUCUUUGUAUAUACAUGAAUGUGUGUGUGUGAAAGAAGCUCUGAGACAGUAUUACGAGCAGAAAAUUGAAUGAACUUCUUGCCGAUUUCUGGUGUAAAGCCAAGACGUCAGACAAGACGUCUGAAUGUAUAUUUAAGCUCUUGUUUUUAACUUGUCUGUGAAAAUACUUUUCUGUAGAAAGAAAAACUUUUGAAAACUGUUCGAUUUUUGGCAAUAAAUGUGAGCCUAAUGCUGUGCUAAACA
Messenger RNA from Poeciliopsis prolifica (blackstripe livebearer), 4983 nucleotides. Its product is annotated as rho GTPase-activating protein 40. The record is from RefSeq and is a predicted model, not a curated record. The transcript has 15 exons. Gene Ontology annotation, molecular function: GTPase activator activity. The coding region runs from base 282 to 2327 and encodes 681 amino acids. NCBI's taxonomy places the organism in Eukaryota, Metazoa, Chordata, Actinopteri, Cyprinodontiformes, Poeciliidae. Gene Ontology annotation, biological process: regulation of small GTPase mediated signal transduction; signal transduction; regulation of actin filament polymerization. Gene Ontology annotation, cellular component: cytoplasm.